Molecule: messenger RNA, 1312 nt
Organism: Struthio camelus australis
Lineage: Eukaryota; Metazoa; Chordata; Aves; Struthioniformes; Struthionidae
Gene: PRL
Product: prolactin
Biological process (GO): positive regulation of cell population proliferation; response to nutrient levels; positive regulation of receptor signaling pathway via JAK-STAT
Cellular component (GO): extracellular region
Molecular function (GO): hormone activity
Source: RefSeq, a predicted model, not a curated record
AGGAUCAAUGGCAUUUGCACCUAAUUCAGGGGAAAAUUUGGAUCUUUCUUCAUCCAACCAUACUUAGGAUCCCACAACUGAACUUGAUAAUGAAAUUCCCUCUCACAGUUAAAAAUAAAAAACCAAAAAAUACUGAAUAUGAAUGCGAAAGAAAGGCAAUUUGAUGUUUGUAAUUAUCGAGAUAACUCCAUGACCUGCUGAAUGUAUUCAAAAUGGACCCUAGAUGGUGUAUAUAAACCUGACACGUUCAGAAAAUAAGAGUAAGUAUUUAGACUUCCUUUUGGUAGAGCAAGUCACCACAUAGGAUCCCUACCAUGGGCAACAAGGGGUCUUCACUGAAAGGCUUGUUGCUGAUGGUCCUCCUUCUGGUGUCCAACACGUUCCUGGCAAAGAAAGGAGUGACCUCCUUGCCAAUCUGUCCCAAUGGAUCUGUCAAUUGCCAAGUCUCCCUUGGUGAACUCUUUGACCGGGCAGUUAAACUUUCACACUACAUCCACUUCCUCUCUUCAGAAAUAUUCGAUGAAUUUGAUGAACGCUAUGCUCAGGGCCGGGGUUUUAUUACAAAAGCUGUUAAUGGCUGUCACACUUCCUCCCUAACCACUCCUGAAGACAAGGAGCAAGCUCAGCAGAUUCAUCACGAAGACCUGCUGAAUUUAGUACUGGGUGUACUGCGCUCCUGGAAUGAUCCCCUGAUCCAUCUGGCCUCUGAAGUACAAAGAAUCAAAGAAGCUCCAGACACCAUCCUCUGGAAGGCUGUCGAGAUUGAGGAACAAAACAAGCGACUUCUAGAAGGAAUGGAGAAAAUAGUUGGACGGGUUCGCUCUGGUGACACAGGAAAUGAAGUCUACUCUCAGUGGGCAGGCCUUCCAUCCCUGCAGCUUGCUGAUGAGGACUCCCGACUCUUUGCCUUUUACAAUCUGCUGCAUUGCCUCCGCAGAGAUUCCCACAAAAUUGACAACUAUCUCAAGCUUCUGAAGUGCCGCCUAAUCCAUGAUAGCAAUUGCUAAGUACUCGUGGGCCUAAUCGUCUACUGAAAUCAUUCCACAUAGCCCUCUAGUUGCUUUGCCACUUUUCAUUGCAAACUUUAUGAAAAGUCACACUGUACUGUAUCAGGAUCAUCAGUAACUUUCAAGCAUGUUUGUGUGAAUUCUGGCUGCAACUAUUAAGCACCAUUUACCUUGGUGUUUUAAAAUGUUAUCAUAAAUUACUUGUAUGACAAGGAUACACUUUUCUGUCUAAUCACCUCACCUAGUAGUAUUUCAGUGAUAACCAGAUCAUGCAGAUACAAAUAAAAAUAUUACCAAAUCCAAAA